Helicoverpa zea (corn earworm) is the source of this 3630-nucleotide messenger RNA. RefSeq lists its product as uncharacterized. The transcript has 2 exons. The record is from RefSeq and is a predicted model, not a curated record. The coding region runs from base 1 to 3630 and encodes 1209 amino acids. NCBI's taxonomy places the organism in Eukaryota, Metazoa, Arthropoda, Insecta, Lepidoptera, Noctuidae.
AUGGAAACCAGAUCUAGAAAGAAACGUAUAGGGCCGCUGCCCGGGGGCGAUCGCCGGGGCACACCUGGAGCUGACGCUGGGUGUCUCAGCAUGCGAUCCGUCAGUGGUGAGGAGUUGAGCAGGCGGGCUCCCACCAUGCAAUAUGCUACAGCCGACGAAGAAGUAGAUAGGAUAAAUAGCCCAUUAGAACCAUUCAGUCCAAGCACUGCUUCUUAUGUCCCGUCACUAUCAUCAUCCCCCUCCACAGUUAGUUUAAAUGCCGAAAGUAUAGUUUUUCAUCAACAUGUAUCAUCUGAUACGCCCACGCCUGAGGAUGUUGUGCAGGAGGCACUCGCCACUGAGCUUGCACCCGCCCCAGGCACAAGUCGUGCGCGCAAACGAUGGUCAGAAGAAAUGAAUAAAUUCAUCUGGCGCACGUACCUAAUAGCUACAAAACUGAAUACAAAUAAAAUUUAUCUCCAACAACUCCAUACCGAAUUCUCGUUAAAAUUCCCUGAUAUGCAAGCAUCUAGACAAAGACUCGGUGAUCAAUGUAGGGCCAUAGUAAGAAAUAAAUUACUGCCACAGGAAACACUUGACCAAAUAAGGGAAGAAGUCACAACUCAUCUACAAACAAACAGCACACUACAAUCUCACACAGAAACAAACACACAAAUACACACAAACACUCAGCAAGUGGGUGGACAGAGACGAAGAUGGACUACUGAACAAAAUGAAUCAAUUAUUAGACACUACUACAAAAUAACAGCGAUGGAACAAAAUAGAUCAGCUUAUCGUCAACCUCUCCAUCAGGCAGUCAUAACAGAACAUCCAGAACUAAGUGGUGUAACAGAACAGAGAAUCUCAGACCAACUACGGGUAAUAUUGAAUAACAAAAUGAUAACCGACCAGAGGCUCGACGAAAUACGAAGUGAGAUUGCCCAGGAAAUUAACUCUUACAAUAACGAAAAUAUCACGCUGCCAACAACGCAAAACGGAACACACACAUCUCAGUCAGAAGACACCCAAGAAACACAAAUGCACUUGUUACAAAAUAUACCUUCACAUGAAUUGAAUCUAUCAAUACACACGCAGUCACAUUCCCUCCCAACAGAUAGUCAGAACCCAGAACUUCAUCAAAAUCAAUUACCUGAUACCGAUGAUUUAGAGAAAAUUAAAGAUCAAUUCAAAAACACUUUUGAUAGGUUUCGUAACACUAGUCCUACCGACCGACCUUAUAUUCCAAAGCAAAAAACCUCUCGAAGACUAGCUGUUAUUGUAGAUGUAAUAAACACCAAAAUACUUCCUCAAUACAUUGCAAGAGAUCAAGAUUUCGAAACAACACAUACAAUCACCUAUUGUGCAGCCUACACAGCUGCUAUCUGUAACGGAGCUAAAAUCAGAGAAUCUGUUCUACCUACCCAGCCCACACAAACAAGAAAACCCGCGUGGCAGAAGAGACUAGAGAAAAAGAUAGAGUCUCUGAGAAGAGAUAUUGCUAGGCUGUCUGAAUAUGCAAGGGGAACUAGAAGCAAUAGACUAAUCUUACUAAUAGAGAUAAUAAAAAACAAAUAUCGUAUACACUCCCAACAUGAAGAACCCAACUUAAGCAAUGAUGAUUAUCUCGACACACUCAAACAAAAACUUAAUGCAGCUUGUAGUAGAUUAAAAAGAUAUGUUACCUGUACUUUACGAAAGAAACAAAACUCCCGAUUUGUUAAUAAUGAAAAGCAAUUCUAUAGAACACUCGCAUCAAACACACAGAAUAACACAAGCACAGAGGCACAAGAGAUACUAACACCACCCGCAGAGGAACUUCAUAGGUUUUGGUCAGGGAUCUGGGCAGAGCCAGUACAACAUAAUGCAGACGCUGAAUGGUUAGACGCAGAUGCUGACAUAGUUGAUAAAAUUACACCGAUGCAAUUUGAUCAUAUACCAAUAGAUGUAUUCGUGACAGUUCUUUGUAAAGCUCAUAACUGGAAAGCACCUGGUAGUGAUCGAAUACACAACUAUUGGUAUAAGAAACUUACAAUCCUACACCCUUUACUCCACAACCACAUAAAUAAUUUCGUUCAGACUCCAAAUUCUAUGCCCCACUUUGUCACGCAAGGCUUAACUUACCUGAUACCAAAGGAUAGCGACUACCAAAAUCCAGCAAAAUAUCGUCCCAUAACCUGCCUACAAACAAUAUAUAAAAUACUUACAGGAUGCAUUGCAGAACUUUUACACCAACAUAUCACUAUAGAUAAUAACAUUCUCGCAGAGGAGCAAAAAGGCUGCCGCAAGAGUAGCCAGGGUUGUAAAGAACAGUUAAUAAUAGAUUCCGUUGCCAUGAAAACUGCCUUCAGCAAGAAGAAGAAUAUAAACACAAUGUAUAUUGAUUACAAGAAAGCUUUUGAUUCCGUUCCGCAUAGCUGGCUUUUAAACAUCCUUCAUCGCUAUAAAAUACACCCACAAAUAACCAACUUCCUUGAGAACUCCAUGAAACAUUGGACCACGACCUUAAAAACAUUAGGACCUAACACUACGGCUACAAACGACAUUCCGAUACGUAGGGGCAUUUUCCAAGGGGAUGCCCUGAGCCCCCUGUGGUUUUGCCUUGCACUAAAUCCGCUCUCCCAUAUGCUGAAUAAAUCUCAAAUCGGUUACACCAUUAAGACACCACAAAAACACACCAAUCUUACUCACCUCAUGUACAUGGACGACAUAAAACUAUACAGUGACUCAACACACUCGCUACAUCGCCUUGCAGACAUCACUCAAUCUUUCUCCAACGAUAUACACAUGGAAUUCGGAAUCGAUAAAUGCAAGACCUUCUCUGUCAGCAGCGGCAAAAUAACCGAAAACAGUUACACUCUAGAUUCAGGCAACAUAAUCGAACCGUUAGAACCACACACAACAUACAAAUAUUUAGGCUUCCAACAAGCUAGACAGAUCAACCAAAAAGAAACAAAAGACAACCUGAAAAAGAAAUUUAAGCACCGCCUAAAUACCAUAAGCAGAUCUCAAUUAAAUUCACGCAACUCAUCUAAAGCCAUUAAUAGCUUCGCUAUCCCCGUCCUCACCUACUCGUUUGGGAUAAUCAACUGGUCCCAAGGCGACCUACUUAACCUGCAAAGAGUCAUAAACACCACUCUCACAGCUCACCGGAAGCACCAUCCAAGAUCUUGUGUGCAAAGGAUGACUCUCCCAAGACGUGAAGGCGGAAGGGGAAUCAUAGACGUUGUUAAUCUACACAAUAGACAGAUCACCAAUCUUAGACAAUAUUUCUACCAUCAUUCAGAACACUCAACACUACACGAAACUGUAACCCUCGCUGAUACCCACCUAACUCCCUUGAAUCUAGCCGAUCGAAACCCGCAGAAGAAUGAGAAAAUUACCGAUGCAAAGGAGAAGAUCGCCACAUGGAGGCAGAAGUCUCUACACGGGCGGCACUACCACGACCUGCAGCAACCCCAUGUCGACAAGAAUGCGUCGAACGCCUGGCUGCAGCGUGGUGAGCUGUUCCCUGAGACGGAAGCCUUCAUGAUGGCAAUUCAAGACCAGAUGCAUGCCGACACUGCCACUCAUCCCCUGAAACCAUUCAACACAUUACGUCUGCCUGCAGAUCUCUGGCGCAAACAGAUUAUAAACACCGUCAUGAUCAAGUAG